This is a messenger RNA of Lutra lutra (Eurasian river otter), 1475 nucleotides long. RefSeq names its product C-type lectin domain family 2 member L (gene CLEC2L). The record is from RefSeq and is a predicted model, not a curated record. The transcript has 5 exons. Bases 283 to 927 code for a protein of 214 amino acids. Lineage: Eukaryota; Metazoa; Chordata; Mammalia; Carnivora; Mustelidae.
CGCGCGCCUCCACCCGCUCCUCCCCGUGGCCCGGCUGUGCGCGGAAGCUGCGGCUCGGCGAGGGCAGGCGCGGCGCGUACGGCCGGCGGAGGCGACAGCGACCAGGCACAGGGGGUCCGGUGCGGGGAACCGGGCUCAGCCCCGGCCAGCGCGAGCCGCGGCCCUCGUCCACCCGAGGCCGGCCUGGGGGGCCCGCAGGGCGCGCGGAGCGCCGAGUGCGCGUCGGGCUGGGCCCCGCACCCCGGCGCAGGAGCGCGGGCGCGGCGCGGCGGAGCGCGGGGCAUGGAGCCGGCCCCGGAGCCCCCCGCGAGGACCCGGCCGCCACCGCCCCCAGCCGCCCGCCCCGCGCCCGCCCCCGCCGCGCCCAGGCCUCGCUCGCCUGCCGAGGUGGAGGGCCGAGGCCCGGAGGGGCUGCUGCGGCGAUCCGGGUCGGGUUAUGAGGGCAGCACCAGCUGGAAGGCAGCCUUGGAGGACACCACCACACGUCUCCUGCUGGGGGCCAUCGCAGUCCUUCUGUUCGCCAUCCUGGUGGUGAUGAGCAUCUUGGCUUCCAAGGGCUGUAUCAAGUGUGAGGCACCCUGCCCGGAGGACUGGCUGCUCUACGGAAGGAAGUGCUACUUCUUUUCUGAGGAGCCGAGGGACUGGAACACAGGCAGGCAGUACUGCCAUACCCACGAGGCUGCGCUGGCUGUGAUUCAGAGCCAGAAGGAGCUGGAAUUUAUGUUCAAGUUCACACGGAGGGAGCCCUGGAUUGGCCUGCGCAGAGUCGGGGAUGAAUUCCACUGGGUCAAUGGCGACCCGUUUGACCCGGACACAUUCUCCAUCUCGGGCCUGGGAGAGUGUGUCUUCGUGGAGCCCACCAGGCUGGUGUCAACCGAGUGUCUGAUGACCCGGCCCUGGGUGUGCAGCAAGACGGCCUACACGUGAGCUGGGUCAGGCCAGAGGCGGGCCUCCAGCCGGGCUCCGAGACCGGCCUGGCCCCAGCUCGUCUCCACAGUGAAGCAGUGGAGGGUGCCCUCCACCCCCGGCCCCUGGUCCAGGUCCCACAGCCCUGGCUCCUAGUCUCCUUGGCCCAGGCAGGUCCUGCGGCUCAGCCGUCAAAUCCCACGUGCUCAGUAGUGUAGGCAUUCCCAAGACACACACACGCACACGUAUACACGCCUGCACAGGCAUGCACACAGUCCCUUCUCAAGUUCAGAGUCCACUCUUGGUCACCCCAAGUCCCUCCCUGGCCCUGCGCUGGAACGUGUCUCCCCCACGCGGCCCUGGUGCUUGGAGGAAGAGUGGGCGCUGACGAAGACCGCGUUUCUGUCUGCACUGUCACUUCUCCCCUGGGAUCUGGGGAGGCCAGGAGGUGGGCUUCCCCGGCCCCCUCUAUCCACCCUUUCUGCCUGGCCCGGGGUUCUCAGGCAGGCCCCUGCUGUGUCUGUGGUGCUGUCAUGUUGGUCACUGACAGAAUAAAGAGAUGACUGGCA